Cordyceps fumosorosea ARSEF 2679 is the source of this 1599-nucleotide messenger RNA. RefSeq names its product phosphatidylinositol:UDP-GlcNAc transferase PIG-C. The record is from RefSeq and is a predicted model, not a curated record. The coding region runs from base 1 to 1599 and encodes 532 amino acids. The transcript is spliced from 2 exons. NCBI's taxonomy places the organism in Eukaryota, Fungi, Ascomycota, Sordariomycetes, Hypocreales, Cordycipitaceae. Gene Ontology annotation, cellular component: membrane; glycosylphosphatidylinositol-N-acetylglucosaminyltransferase (GPI-GnT) complex. Gene Ontology annotation, biological process: GPI anchor biosynthetic process.
AUGCCGUCGCCUACAGACGACGAGAUCCCCUUCCCGCCGCUAAGCAGCCAUCAUCAUCAUCGCUCCCACCUCUCCCCCAACGACGCGUGCGUCUCGCCCCCGCGGCGGUAUGAGGGCGGCGGCGGAACCAGCGGCGGCGGUGUCGACGGCGCGGCCGACUCUGCCAUGCGCAUGCGACGACUCAACGGCGAGCGCAGCGGCAGCCGUCGACGCAAGCGAACGUGGAAGAAGCUCAUGUGGGUGAAGCAAUCAUACCCCGAUAACUACACCGAUCAGGCCACCUUUCUCGAGAACCUCCAGCGCAACCCCCGCCUCAAGCCGUACGACUUUUGGCCGCUCGUCGCCGACUCGACCGUCAUCCUGCAGCACGUCUGCUCCGUCAUCAUCUUCGUCGUCAGCUUCGUCGCCAUCUUCCACUCGCGCGUCUCGCCCGUCGCCGUCGUCAGCUGGAGCUCCGUCGGCACCUUUCUCGGCUGGAUCCUCUGGGAGCGCUGGGUCGCCGAGGAGGAGGACCUUGAGGUCGAGCAGCUGCUGUUGCUAAAUGGGUCGACAGCCGCCGCGGCAGCAGCAGCCUCACCGUCUGGUGCUGGCUCCGGUUCUACCACCACUGCGGCUGCUGCUGCUGCUGCUGCUACACUUCCCGCAGGCCCGAUUGCCCGCCGUAGGACGCGCGCUGGUAGCUUGCGGCGGCCCGUACUACCCAUACCGCCUCCGUCCACGGCUGGGUCGUCCGCUGCUAGCUCCGCAACGAACCUGACCCUCGGUGCCGUGUCGCCGCCGCCGGCCAGCAUCAGCCGCGCCACAUCCGCCGCAGACGUCACCAGUACGACUACUGGUGGCGACCAGGCCGUCGAGUCAAAGCAGCAGCGCCCGUCGCUCCCUCCACGCAGCUCCGCCGGCUCCGAGGUCCGCCGUGUCGAGUUCGCCUACCCAACCGUGCUCCCCGGCGAGGAGAGCCGGCUCAUGCAGCGCCUCGGCACCAUCAAGUCGGCCGUGCUCAUCUACUCGACGCUCCUCGGCCUCAGCCCGAUCCUCAAGUCGCUCACGCGCUCCACCUCGAGCGACAGCAUCUGGGCCAUGUCCUUUUGGCUGCUCGCCAUCAACAUCUUCUUCUUCGACUACUCGGGCGGCGUCCCCGUCGCCGGCGCGGGCGUCGCCGCCGGCGGCGGCUCCCAGUUCCCGGCCUCCCUCUCCACCAACGCCGCCCUCAUGGCCUCCACCGUGCUCGCCAGCCGCCUGCCCGACACCACCCAGGUCUUCUCGCUCACCCUCUUCAGCAUCCAGGUGUUUGGCCUGUUCCCCGUCUUCCGGCGGCACGUGCGACACCGCGCGUGGCGGUACCACGUGCUGCUGACGGUGCUGCUGGUGCUCGGCGCGGGGCUCGGCGUCGGCAUGGUGCUGGGCGACGGGGGCGACGACGGGGCGCCGUGGCCGUGGAGGAGGGGCCUGGUCGGCAUGGUGGUUAGCUUGCUGAUCGCGGCGCUGGCGGCGGGAGGGUGCAGCUGGUGGCUGAUUGGUCUGCAAAAGUACAAGAAUGAGAUUCGCGGCCCGUGGGACCCGGCCAGGCCCAUCAUCAUGAGCAGGCCUCGAUGGGACUGA